Messenger RNA from Contarinia nasturtii (swede midge), 717 nucleotides. Its product is annotated as leucine aminopeptidase-like. The coding region runs from base 211 to 558 and encodes 115 amino acids. Gene Ontology annotation, biological process: peptide catabolic process. The transcript has a single exon. Gene Ontology annotation, cellular component: cytosol. NCBI's taxonomy places the organism in Eukaryota, Metazoa, Arthropoda, Insecta, Diptera, Cecidomyiidae. The record is from RefSeq and is a predicted model, not a curated record. Gene Ontology annotation, molecular function: metallopeptidase activity; aminopeptidase activity; epoxide hydrolase activity.
CCCUUAGGUAAGGCCGAUGAUAAGUUGGCUCAAAUCGAUUGGGAUACGUGGUUGUACUUGACUGGUCCAUUGAAAAUUGUUCCGAACUAUGACACCAGCUACAGUGAUGCCGUGAAAAAGCAAGUUGACAUUUGGAACAACAAUCCAGUUGAAAAAAUCAAAAAUCACCCCGACAUUGAUACCAAUUUGCAUGUGUGGCAAUUGAUUGAAAUGCUCACGCAAUUGGUGCAAAAUCCGAAUAAAGUUGAAAUCACCGAAGAAUGGAUCAGUUUAUUAGAAACGACUUACGGCUUCGUUGGAACUCGCAAUUCAGCCUAUUUGUUUACAUUGGCCCGUCUCUAUGUCAAGGGACGAUUGUUCAAUCGUUUGAAUCAAGUGUUCAACUUCUUGAACAGCAAUUUCCGUAUGAAGUACGUGCGACCGAUUUAUCGGGAUUUGGAGAAGUGGGCGGAAGCCAAACCACUUGCCAUCGAAAAUUUCCAAAAAGUUCAAUCGCAAAUGAUGAAAUUCUGCGCUCAAUCGGUUGCUAAAGAUCUUGGCAUCACAAUCGACAUUUAAAAAAAUGCAUGUAUUUUCUUGUACUUUAAAAAAAAAUCAUUGUUGCAAACCCAUUUGUUACAGUUUUUAACUAAAAAGCAAACUAUACAAUUCAAACAAAACUCUUUCUAACAUUUUGAUAUAUGUAAAUAAAUAUUAUAUAUUUUUUCAAAAAGAAAA